AUGACCAGCGCGGCCCCUGCCAAGAAACCCUACCGCAAGGCACCACCAGAGCAUCGGGAGCUGCGGCUGGACGUGCCUGGGUCCCAGCUUGAGCAGCAGGAGAACCUGACUGACGCAGAGAGGAUGAAGCUGUUGCAGCAGGAGAAUGAAGAACUUCGCAGGCGCCUGGCCUUGGCCACCAGGCGCACCGAGGACCUGGAACGCGAGCUGGAAAUUGGGCAGGACUGCCUGGAGGUGGAGCUGGGCCAGAGCCGCGAGGAGCUGGACAAAUUUAAGGACAAGUUCCGCAGGCUGCAGAACAGCUACACAGCUUCCCAGAGGGCCAACCAGGAGCUGGAGGACAAGCUGCACACACUGAUCAAGAAGGCUGAGAUGGAUAGGAAAACACUGGACUGGGAGAUUGUAGAGCUGACCAACAAGCUGCUGGAUGCCAAGAACACCAUCAACAAGCUGGAGGAGCUCAACGAGCGGUACCGGCUGGACUGCAACCUGGCUGUGCAGCUCCUCAAGUGCAACAAAUCUCACUUCCGUAACCACAAAUUUGCUGAUCUGCCCUGUGAGCUACAGGACAUGGUUCGGAAACAUCUGCACAGUGGUCAAGAGGCUGCCAGCCCGGACCCUGCCCCUGGCCUGGCACCAGGGGCUGUGGUACCCACCUCGGUCAUUGCCCGCGUGUUGGAGAAGCCAGAGUCUCUAUUGCUCAAUUCGGCCCAGUCAGGCAGUGCUGGGCGCCCCUUGGCUGAGGAUGUCUUCGUUCAUGUAGACAUGAGUGGGGGUGACCCAGGUGACCUGGCCAGUCCCCCAGUCCCUGGCAGCCCCACCCCUCAACCCAAUGGGGAGUGCCACUCUCUGAGCACUGCUGAGGGCUCCCCAGAUGAGGAGGUGCCUCUGCCGGCCUUUGAGAAACUAAGCCCCUACCCCACCCCAUCUCCACCAUACCCUCUGUAUCCUGGCCGAAAGGUGAUAGAGUUCUCUGAGGAUAAGGUGCGAAUCCCCCACAACAGCCCCCUGCCCAACUGCACGUAUGCUACCCGCCAGGCCAUUUCCCUGAGCCUGGUGGAGGAGGGGAGUGAGCGGGGCCGUCCAAGCCCAGUGCCCAGCAGCCAUGCAUCGGCCCAGGCCUCACCCCAACACCAGCCCAGCCCAGCCCCCCCAAUUCUCAGUGCCCCAGCCAGCUCUGCCAGCUCCGAGGACGACCUGCUGGCCAGCUGGCAGCGGGCGUUUGUUGACCGCAUUCCACCAGCCACUGUGGCCCAGAGCACAGCUUACGGACAUGAUGAGCUCCCUGAGCUGCAGCUCCAGUUUGCUCUGAGCCCCGCUGACAGAGAGGAGGAGGUUCAGGCACCUUCCUCCCCACCUGGUGAGAGCCGGCUUUUGCUGCCAACAGAACCUGACGCUGGCCUUGCCAGGGAGGAAGAGGAGGAGGAGCUGAAUCUGCCCAUUAGCCCCGAGGAAGAACAACAGAGCCUGCUGCCCCGGGAUACUGGCAGAGAGACAGGGCCUGGUACUUCCCACACGGAGGGCAGGACCUGGGCACUCCCCGGCUCCAGCCGUCCCCAGCGCAGCCCCAAGAGGAUGGGGGUACACCACCUACACCGCAAGGACAGCCUGACCCAGGCCCAGGAGCAGGGCAAUCUGCUCAAUUAA
This is a messenger RNA of Pipistrellus nathusii (Nathusius's pipistrelle), 1647 nucleotides long. The record is from the annotation of a GenBank genome assembly. NCBI's taxonomy places the organism in Eukaryota, Metazoa, Chordata, Mammalia, Chiroptera, Vespertilionidae.